AUGUCUGAAACAUCUUGUUAUAUUCUCGAUAAUGGAGCUUACACAGCUAAAGUGGGCUUCUCAACAUCGGAACCGAAAGUCGUACCUAACUGUAUCAUGAAAGCCAAGUCUGAGAGGAGGCGGCCUUUCAUCGGAUCACAGAUUGAAGAAUGCCGAGACGCUUCGGGCCUGUUUUACAUACUUCCAUUUCAAAAAGGUUUCCUUAUCAAUUGGGACACACAAAAAACAGUUUGGGAUUUCAUUUUCAGCAAGGAAUGUUGCCCCGUUAACUUCAGUGAAACGCCGUUGAUAAUAACGGAGCCGUUAUUUAACUUCUCGUCCAUCCAGGAAGCAAUGACGGAAAUUUUCUUCGAAGAAUACGAAUGUCAGUCAUUGUUAAGAAUAAACGCCACCGAUUUGGCCGAAUAUAACUACAGGAAAACAAACAACAAUGAGUGCACUGUAGUUGUGGACUCAGGGUACAGUUACACUUAUAUAGUGCCCUAUGUGAAAGGUAAAAAGUAUAAGGAUGGGAUAAGAAGGAUCGAUGUGGGCGGGAAGGUGUUAACGAACCACCUGAAGGAGAUAAUAUCUUACCGACAGUUAAAUGUGAUGGAGGAGAGCUAUGUCAUCAACCAAGUGAAAGAGGAUUCGUGCUUCGUCUCACAAGAUUUCAUGAAGGACAUGGAAAUUGCCAGGAAGAAAGAUUCCAGUAAUACGAUAGUAAAGGACUACGUGUUACCAGACUACACGACCAUACGGCGCGGAUACUUGAGAGACGUGGUGAGGCCUGACGAAGACCUGGAGCAGCAGACGUUGAGGAUGAACAACGAGAGGUUCUCUAUACCGGAACUACUGUUCAGACCCUCGGAUGUAGGAAUACCACAGAUGGGCAUCCCUGAAGCUAUAAUGCACUCAAUUAACAGUUGCCCGGAGGAGAAUAGGGAGAGUUUACUAGAGAACAUAGUGUUGUACGGAGGGAAUACAAUGUUCCCGGGGUUCAGGGACCGCGUGUAUAUGGAAGUCAGGGCCUUGGCGCUGGAUCAUUACGACGUGAAUGUCUCGCGAGGUGACAACCCUGUGACGUACGCGUGGGAGGGAGGGAAGAUGAUGUUCAGGGAUCCAGACUUCUAUUCCUUCUGUGUGACUCGCGAGGAGUAUGAGGAGGAGGGGAAGGCCCUGGCAUAUGAGAGGUUCGAUAUAUAA
Danaus chrysippus (African queen) is the source of this 1185-nucleotide messenger RNA. Lineage: Eukaryota; Metazoa; Arthropoda; Insecta; Lepidoptera; Nymphalidae. The record is from the annotation of a GenBank genome assembly.